GUCAGUGUCAAGUCAUUGAAAAUUAUAACUUGUUACUCUUGUUAUUGUGUAUAGUUACAAAAUAUUUUAAAUAUCUUAUUACAAUAUAUAAUUAUAGCCAUGGCAAAUUCUAAAGACGAGCCAGCUUUCCUUGCUCAUCAGUGUUAUCUAAAAAAAGACUACGCAGGUGCAAUGCAACAUUUAAAUGAAUUGGAAGCUAUGGUCGGCAACAACAGCAGUCUCUUGAAACGAGUACAACACAACAAAGCUGUCGUUGAAUUUGCUAUUAGUGACAUGAAAAGUAUUGAUACAUUCAAAAAAUCAAUAACACAAUUUAUAGGAGUUAACUUUUCUGAUGUUGAUAUAAAAGAUUUAAACAUGCCUUGCUUGUUAUACAAUUACGCCGUGGUACUAUAUCACUCGCGCUAUUACUAUCAAUGUGCUGUUGUAUUAGAAAAGUUAUUAACCUGUAAGAAUAUUAAUGACACUAAAUUACAUCAUAGAAUCAUACUACUAUUGCUUGAAGCUACAUUGUGUCGAAGAACAUAUGAAAAGACAUUGGAAAUAGCCAAAAAUCAUGGUGAGCCACUAAAGUCAAACAAUGAAGUGAGUGAAUUAUAUGAAAGGCUAGUUUGUAGAGCGCAGCUAUAUCUUGGACAAAAGGUAAACUUAAAGCCUGAUUCAAUUGAAAACAUUUUUAUUAUAGCCCAACAAAAGUUUGUAAACGGUGACACAAAUGAUUCAGCCAACACACUUGGUCUUUAUAAAACAAUGAAAUUUAAUUAUGAUUUAAAAACUCAAGGGGAAGAUAUUUGGGCUGCUAUUAAUAACAACCUUGGUGUUAUAUAUUUAUCUAUAAAAAAACCAUUUUUGGCCAUAAAAUAUUUUCAACAUGCCGUCAAAGAGCACUUUAGGGCAAUAGAAAGUGAGGAUAGUGAAAUGUUGAUAGCAUGUAAGGACAGACCUCUUUAUGUGUAUAAUUUAGGGUUGGCAUUGUUAGCUGCUAAUAACUCUGAAGGAGCAUUUGAGUGUUUAGUAGAAGCUGCUCGUCACUAUCCCAAUAAUCCUCGAAUAUGGCUAAGACUUGCAGAGUGCUGUGUCAAGAAAUGCUGUAAUGAAGAAGCACAACAAUUUACAGUCAAGAAGCUAGGUAGUGGACCCCAUACAAAAAUUCUUCUAUCCAAAGAAAAUAAGGAAAAGUAUUCAACAUCUGGUGAAUCAUUUGCCAUUCCUUCGCUUUCACUAGAAUUUGCAGCCCUUUGUUUGAGAAAUGCAAUAAGUUUACUCCCUGAUCAGGAAACAUUAUCUGACACAAGUAUUGCUUCAAUUCAGGCUCCACCGGGCCCUCCCAUAAACUGGAAACAAAGAUGUGACCUGAAGAAUUCAAUCUUAGUCCUUCAGAGUUAUAUAUUUCUUCAUUUGCAAGAUCCUUUGUCGGCUCUAAUGAGUGCUAAUGAAUUAUUGAAUCAAUCAGAUGCAACAACUUGUCAGAAGGCUUGGGCGCACAUUUAUGCUGCCGAAGCGUUGAUUAACUUAGAUAAAAUAACAGAUGCGGUGGAUCACUUGCAUCCUCCUAUGAUUCACGAUUUAGUCUCAAUCCUACCAUCUCAAAUGAGAGAUAUGAUUGCAGUGUCUGUUUGGGCUAAAGCUGCAGUAUGUCAUAUACUGAGGGGAGAUUUAAUUACAGCAAGAAAAAUUUUACUACAAAUCAAUUCACCUAGAGUUCUGCCACUACAAAUGUAUUUGGAAAUUUGCACAGGAAAUAUUGAAAAUUGCCAUACAAUAUUGAGAAAGAUUCGAAUUUCCAAUACAUCUUAGCCCUUUUCCUGUUUUGUGAAUCAAAUGUAAUUCAUAGAUAUUAGUCAACUAUUUUGUAUCUUGUUUAGAAGAACA
This is a messenger RNA of Nymphalis io (European peacock), 1872 nucleotides long. It is a transcript of the gene Not10, whose product is annotated as CCR4-NOT transcription complex subunit 10-A. The record is from RefSeq and is a predicted model, not a curated record. The coding region runs from base 100 to 1797 and encodes 565 amino acids. The transcript has a single exon. Lineage: Eukaryota; Metazoa; Arthropoda; Insecta; Lepidoptera; Nymphalidae. Gene Ontology annotation, cellular component: CCR4-NOT complex. Gene Ontology annotation, biological process: mRNA catabolic process; negative regulation of translation. Gene Ontology annotation, molecular function: protein binding.